Molecule: messenger RNA, 1307 nt
Organism: Strongylocentrotus purpuratus (purple sea urchin)
Lineage: Eukaryota; Metazoa; Echinodermata; Echinoidea; Camarodonta; Strongylocentrotidae
Exons: 5
Coding region: 97-849 (250 amino acids)
Biological process (GO): regulation of transcription by RNA polymerase II
Cellular component (GO): nucleus; transcription regulator complex
Molecular function (GO): DNA binding
Source: RefSeq, a predicted model, not a curated record
UACUGUACAGCGCCAAGUGAGACCUUCCUCUGUACUGUUUCCUAAUCCUACGGAUCAAUUCCUUUUUUCAUCAGAGCUAUUCAGAAAACUGCAGCUAUGGCUAUGCGAAUGCAUCACUCAUGGUCAUCGGAUAUAAAGCUGAUCGCAGAGGUGGAGAAACAUCCAUGUCUCUAUGACAGAAACGAAGAGCACUUCACUAAUAAUGACUUGAGAAAGGACAUUUGGAAAGAAAUUGCUGAUACGGUAGGAAUAACAGAUAUUGCCGCAAAGCAAAGAUAUCGUCAUAUUCGAGAUUCCUUCUUGAAGCGCUUGAGGAAAUCACAUGGAAAUGGUGGGAGGCCCCUGAAAUCACACCGGUUUGCAAACUACCUGAAGUUUUUGCUUCCUCACAUCAAUAUAUCCAAGCCACCUUUAAAUAAAGAUGAGGGCGACCAUCAUCUUCAGAUGUCCAUUAAGAGGAGAAGAUCUGAGCAGGAAGAAACUGAUGACUUAUUGUCUGCGGUGUCUGUGAUGGUGGAGAACGAAGGCCAACACCUCGCCCAAAACGACGACGAGAGGGAGGACGGAGAGGAAGUCGACGACUGCCGCAUUCCGUCGGUGUCACACUGUCACCCUCAGAUGGCCGACAGGAGGCGGAGAACUCAAGAUCACAAUGGCGAUCCAACGAUGGGAUAUUUCGCAAUGCAGGGCUCUGUCCCUCAAGAAGACGAACUGGACUCGUUCUUUAAGACCAUCAGUGCGACGGUGCGGAAACUGACCCCCGUCCUCCAGUCGCAGCUGCGAUUUCAAAUAAUGGAGAUGGUGUACAAAGCUGAACUGGGUCACCUUGAGAGUGAUCACCAUGAAUGAAAUAAGCUGGCAACUCAUUAUUCUCGUAAUGCGACUGAACGUUGUGGACCGCCUGUUGCAGAGUCCCGCUUCUCCGAUUGUAUAUAUAUUUUUGUAAUAAAAACAAGUAUUUUGGCAGAGGAUGGAAGAUAUAGUAUGUGAAAUACCUGUACAUCGAUCUGCCCAAAAACAUGAGGGCCCAGGUUUGGCUAAGAUUUGAAGGAUAGGAUGGAGCUCUGGAAGACUCUACAGCUGCUCCAGCUGGAUAAUGAUUUGCUUUUGUAUAAACACAGAUGUCCUCUGUAGAAAGUAAAGAAAAUCUCCAAACAGAUCAAAUUAACGAUAUAUUUAAUUUCACUGCCUCUGCCCUGUGCUAACAUAGGCAGUGGUUUUGGGGAGUUGCCCGUCUGUCCCAACCUACGCUUCUGUGAUUAAUACUUGUAGCCCGAGGUCAAAGGUUAUCAAUUGUUACGCAUCCA